CUGCCAAACGACCACCUCCACUCGUUCCUCCUUGGCAACACACUCAACCACCCAGGCUGUCGGCACGCGGUCCGCCUCCCAACAGCAUACUUAAGCGCUGCUCUGCGCUGCUCGAAGCGAGACACCUACCCAGACACAGACACCUCUCACCAUGCCGCUCCUCCUCCACGGCUCGUGCCAUUGCCGCAAGAUCAAGUACACUGUCGAGUCCAACACGCCAGUGCCGUACCAGAUCUGCCAGUGCUCCAUCUGCCGCAAGGUCGGCGGAUACAUGGGCGUGUCCAACAUCAUGGGCAACAACGCGACGCUCAACAUCAUCCGUGGCAAGGAGCUGCUCAAGGACUAUUACGCGCCUGUCGAGUUUGACGAGAACGACGAGCCAAAGGUCCAGGGCAACUCGAAGCGCUCGUUCUGCAGCAACUGCUCGACCAUGAUGUGGAACUGGCAUGAGGAGUGGCCGCAGUGGAUCUACCCCUUCGCCUCGACCAUCGACAGCCCAGACCUCCCCGCCCCGCCCAAGGGCGUGCCCGGCAUCGCGCUCAUGCGCAAGUACUGCCCCGAGUACGUGCCCAUCCCGGGCGCCGACAAGAUGUGGGAGAAAUGGGAGAGGUACGAGCUCUACCCGCCCGGCGAGGGCAUCGAGGCGUGGCACAAGGAGAAUGGCUGCUGGAUUGAUUAGCGGGGGCGGGGGCAGGGUUGAUGAGCUCCAGGGUUGAUGUCGGUUUGGAGACAAGAACGGAGGAGCACUGUUGAUGGAGUAGUGGCCUGCGCCAGGGUUGAAGGCGUGUGUGAUGCACAAAUGGAAUAUCG
Molecule: messenger RNA, 810 nt
Organism: Vanrija pseudolonga
Lineage: Eukaryota; Fungi; Basidiomycota; Tremellomycetes; Trichosporonales; Trichosporonaceae
Product: Putative glutathione-dependent formaldehyde-activating enzyme
Exons: 5
Coding region: 152-679 (175 amino acids)
Molecular function (GO): carbon-sulfur lyase activity
Source: RefSeq, a predicted model, not a curated record